Hepatospora eriocheir is the source of this 492-nucleotide messenger RNA. The record is from the annotation of a GenBank genome assembly. Lineage: Eukaryota; Fungi; Microsporidia; Hepatosporidae.
AUGAAUCAAAAUAAUACAAGAAUAUCAGAAGAAGAAUGGAAUUUAAUUUUUGGGUUUGACAAUGAUGGAUUUAAGCAAACACAAGAAGAAAACCUAACAAAUAUAUUAAAAGGGGAACCUUGUAAGAUUAUUAAAAAUAAAAAUAUAACAACACAGGAAAUAGAAAAUAACGAGAGUAACAAAAACGAAAAAGAAAAUUCUAAAGAACCAAUAUUCAAUUGUAAGAGCUUUAAAAUACUAACAACACAACAGAAAGAUAUAAUUGAUAGAGAAAUAGUAUCAUCUAAUCUAAAACUUAAUAAGAAACAGAUACGGUUAAUAGCUAAAAAAUACAACAUACCAAUAAACAGAGCACUAACAUACGUUUUUAAUAAAAAAUUACCAAAUAGAAGAAAUUAUAAGAAUUACUUGUAUAUGAAUUAUAUAAAUAUAGAAGAGCUAGUUAGUGAUAUGAAAGAAAUAGAGGCAAAAAUUAAAAAGUUAAGGGAAUAA